CAUUUCAGUAGCAACGUUCCUCGGUUUUGUCACGAUACGCCUGCUUGCUCAGAAGCUUCGCUAAUAGCACGUUUAGCCCGUUGUAAUGUCACGCUAGGAACAGCUACAUUGCCCGCCGCGAAAGCUCCGCAGUCCGAACCAUCUCCUGCCAUUCCCUCUCCAUUUGCCUUCCCAUCCAUCCCCAGCGCUCUCGCCGCGUCUCCCUCUUCCCUCUCGUGCGUGCCGUCCGCUCUCAUUCUUCCUACCUUCUUCCUGCCCCACCGUCCCCACCUUACCCUCCCCUCUCCACCUUGCGGGGUCGGGACGGGACUCUUGACUCGGAGUUAUCAAUCGCAUUCCCGUUACCACCACUCCCCUCCGUAUCUCCUCUCUCGGCCGUGUGGGGCCCCGCGGCGGCGAAUGGCGCUUGCGGGUUUCGCGUUUGAAGUGUUUGGCAAGGUGCAAGGAGUGUCAUUCAGAUACUACACGAAGCACAAGGCAAACGCACUGGGGCUGGUGGGGUGGUGUCGAAACACUGACAUGGGGACAGUGGAGGGGGAGAUACAGGGGCAGAGAGAAAACGUGCAGCAGAUGAAAGGAUGGCUAUCCACCACUGGCUCCCCUUACUCCCGCAUUGAUCAAUGUGUGUUCAAGAACGAAAUGGACGAUCUAAAAGAACUGGCGUUCAAGUCAUUCCACGUGCGACACUAGGGCCGCAAAAGAGGGGGUGGAAAGCAGAGAGAGGAUGGCUAUCCGCCACUGGCUCCCCCCAGUCCCGCAUUGUUCGGUGCAUGCUCAAGAACAAAGCGGAUGAUCUCAAAGAGCUUACGAUACUUUCAAUUGAUUCCAUGUGCGACACUAUGUGUGUAAAUAUCUCGUGCUAUGAAUAUUCCAGAAUACCGUAC
Molecule: messenger RNA, 884 nt
Organism: Closterium sp. NIES-67
Lineage: Eukaryota; Viridiplantae; Streptophyta; Zygnematophyceae; Desmidiales; Closteriaceae
Source: the annotation of a GenBank genome assembly